Molecule: messenger RNA, 1381 nt
Organism: Diachasmimorpha longicaudata
Lineage: Eukaryota; Metazoa; Arthropoda; Insecta; Hymenoptera; Braconidae
Product: deoxyribonuclease-2-beta-like
Exons: 8
Coding region: 6-1250 (414 amino acids)
Biological process (GO): apoptotic DNA fragmentation
Molecular function (GO): deoxyribonuclease II activity
Source: RefSeq, a predicted model, not a curated record
UACCAAUGUUCAUGAGACCUUCAAUGAUGAACGUAAACUUAAUUUUGCUGCUUUCUUUCUCUGUAUUGAAAACUGUUAAUAUUGCUGAAUCCAAACUUCAAUGUAAAGAUGAAAAAGGAAAGGAUGUCGAUUGGUAUUAUCUGUAUAAGAUACCACGUACAAGAGGAGCUGCACGUGGACGGGGAGGUGCACGUGGAAGGGGAGGUGCACGUCCAAGGGAAGCUCUGCCGGACACGAGUUAUCUGUAUAUAACGAGUCAGACUGUGGAUAAUGGAUGGACAAAGGGAUCUGAACUAAUAAAUUCGAGCACAUCGAUAGUGGGCAGGACACUCGCUCCCCUGUAUGACCCGGUUUUGUCCAAACAAAUUGCGUUUAUCUUGUACAAUGAUGACCCACCAUAUGGCUACAGCAAGCCAGAACAGGCUCAUGCUAAAGGUGUUGGAGUAGGUGAUGCAGAUGGAGGAUUCUGGCUAAUUCACAGUGUCCCACGAUUUCCUCCCGUACCGGGGGCAGGAAUAGUACGACCGCCGACACGAAAAUCCAAUAGAAGCAGCACGGCACACCCUUCAGCACCUUACGACUAUCCAACUAGUGGGACAAAAAAUGGACAGAAUUUCUUAUGUAUUUCAUUUCGUGAUAAAUACCGCCAGAGCAUUGCUGACGUGCUCCAAUACAAUUACGUUCAUGUUUACGCCUACCAUGUGCCUGAGAAUUUGACGGAGAAAUACCACACCUUCUUAAAUUUAUCAACGCAUAGGAAGCCAGUAAGAGACAUAGCAGCAAACUGCACGACAGCCAUUCAAAAAGAAAUAGUGUCUCGUGGUGGGAGGAAGUUUACAAUUUUCGCGAGGAACGUAUCAGUAAACGAAGAUAUUUAUGGAAAUAUCAUGGGUCCAGUUCUGAAUGCACCUAUGUAUGUUCAAACGUGGCAGACUGGUACUCGGAAACGCAAUGUGCUUCCGAGCUCCCGGGAAAUGCGGGUUUAUAAUAUCCAGGAGAUCCUCCUGACAUAUUCCGGCGGAACCAUCCCAAUCAGAAGUACACAAGAUCAUUCAAAAUGGGCGGUGGCAGAGAAUACUAAGGACAAAUUGUACUGGGUGUGCAUAGGAGACCUUAACAGAUCGAAGUAUAAUACGACUAGACCUGGUGGAGCCGUGUGCACACAUUCUGAACGACUCUGGAACCAUUACUUUCGGUCUAUUGUUCGCUACGAAGAACCACCACAACCUAAGACGCCAGUUAAAGAUUGAUCCAAAAAAAAGACCGGUAAAUAAGACCGUGCUCGAUAGGUUCUUUUUCACUCAUUUGAUGGAUUCAUUAAAUUUUUAUUAUAUGUGGUUGUUCAUUGGAAUUCAAUAAAAAUUAUUAUAUUAUUUUGUUA